Molecule: messenger RNA, 1533 nt
Organism: Symbiodinium pilosum
Lineage: Eukaryota; Dinophyceae; Suessiales; Symbiodiniaceae
Source: the annotation of a GenBank genome assembly
GAUUUCCUGAACGGCUGGAUCCUGGGCGACCCGCACGACACCUGCAACGACUUGUGCCGCUCCCGUGGUUUGGACGGCUGUAAUGCAGAGAAGAUCGGAGAGAUCAACAGGCUACGCCACGUCAUGGGAUGCCAGGUUCGAACCUGCCAGCAAGAAGCCGCACCCAUCUUUCCGCAGGAUUUCCUGAACGGCUGGAUCCUGGGCGACCUUCACGACACCUGCAACGACUUGUGCCGCUCCCGUGGUUUGGACGGCUGUAAUGCAGAGAAGAUCGGAGAGAUCAACAGGAUACCGAGAGCCACUCGAUUGCUUGAGGCACUGGGCCAGUCACCGGACUUGGAAAUCAACUGCGACGCAACUGGUGCACGAGAUUUUGGGCCCAGCUACCAGAUCAACGCCGGGACAGGAGCCACAACCUGCCGUUAUGGAAGUGAAGCAGUCGCCAAGUGCGAUGAGAAUGGCUUUACAUCCGAUCGGCCCCUAUGCUUCUGCAGCACCGACGCCAUCACGCCGACUUAUGACGAUGGUUGGGUGUUGGGUACCGCCGGGGACGAUUGCGCCACCACCUGCACCGAUGCCGAUGCCACCUUUGAGUGUGAUUUCAGGAAUGCGCAAGAGAUCAACAGGUGCGUCUACUUGACUGGAUCUGCAGACUGCGCUGCUACUGUAGCUCCCACAGAGCGGCACGUGGCAAGCGAGUUCGCCGAAGAGAGCGCUCAGCCGAUGUGGUUUCUUGGCGACCGCCAUGACACCUGCAACGAUUUGUGCGCCUUCAAGGGAUACGAAGGAUGUGGUGCAGAUGAAAUCAAGAAUCUUGACGCAUUGGAAGAGGUUGAGGCAGAGCUACAAUUGUUGGAGCCCAGCGCAACAUGUGAUUCGACUUCUGCACGAGCCUAUGGGGCAUUCUACCAAAGCUCUAACAACAAGUGCUUUCACGCCGCUGGUGUGGAUUGCGACCGCAACGACAGCCCUGCAGAUCAGCCGUUGUGCUAUUGCAAGGGCACCACAGCAACAACAACUUCCCUGGCUGCUCGUUCGCACACAGCUGAGGUGUGUUCAAACCUGGUAGAAGGCUGGCCCCGCAUUGAGAAAUUGGAGUCCCGCAGGAACAGCCGAAUGGAGAAAGGGACGGUUGGAUUGUGGGCGACCUGCAUGACACGUGCAACGACCUCUGCCAUUUUCGUGGCUUUGACGGUUGUGAUGCAGGACGGUUGGAUUGUGGGCGACCUGCAUGACACGUGCAACGACCUCUGCCAUUUUCGUGGCUUUGACGGUUGUGAUGCAGGUAAGAUCGCACAGAUCAACAGAAUUCCGAGAGUGACACGACAAGUUCUUCACGAGCUUACGGGCCUACCUACCAACCGGCCGAUCAAAAGUGCUUCUAUGGAACUGGCUGAUGGAUGGGUGUUGGGUAUCACUGGGGACAACUGCGACAACACUUGCAAGCGUGCUGACCUUGCAUGUGAUGCCACGAAGAUUGAAGAGCUCAACAGGAAGCUGCUUCGUUACCUCACCGCGGUCCCUUCAAAGUAG